Messenger RNA from Saccostrea cuccullata (small rock oyster), 645 nucleotides. RefSeq lists its product as uncharacterized. Lineage: Eukaryota; Metazoa; Mollusca; Bivalvia; Ostreida; Ostreidae. The transcript is spliced from 4 exons. The record is from RefSeq and is a predicted model, not a curated record. Bases 22 to 645 code for a protein of 207 amino acids.
UUAUUUGUAGAUUAACUAAUAAUGCAUUGGAAGCCCUUUCUUCUGGUAUUGUUGAUUUUCAUAAUAAAUGAAGGAACAUCACGUUCAGAGAAGGCCACUGAGGACAAUGGCGUGAUUACAAGUCCCUUCCAUAACCAAAAUUUGAAAAGACAUAGAGAAAAAAGGCGACUCUUGGGUGCUGAACACGAGUACUUCCGGACAUAUUUUUCGGAAAAGGGUCUCCUAAACGUUUACUAUAGUUUGCGACAUAAUGGAUUGAUAGACGACUGGAGACCACUUGGAUUACCUGCCUACACUGAAGCCAUUAAUACUUCAACACAUUAUUACAGAUCACAAGCAGAAGCAGCCUACCGGCGACGAGACGCUGCCGAUCAUGGUGGUGGCGACAGGGGCCAUAUCGCAAAUAUUAACAACUGGCAGAACGGACUGGAGCUUAUUCAGGGUGGUCAAUGGAAUUAUGCGUGUGGAAAUACAUACAUAAUUCGUAAUGAGCUCAAGAAGAGGAGCGUCAGAUACCAAGGAUGGGACAGACAAGGUUUUUCGAGCCCAAGAGGAGGAAGUACGGGUCGCUUCGUGAGCAGCAGGAGAGGAGGCAGACAAUUUUCUCAGAACCAAGGGCAAACAGACAGACGAUUCAUUUGUUAA